AUGGCCAGGGGCAAGAAGAUCCAAGCAGCGCCGGCCGCGGACGCCACGCCCAAGGCCCCCAAGGAAGCCAAGGCGCCCAAGGAAGCCAAGGAAGCCAAGCCCGCCAAGGAAACGGAGGUGACCAAGGAAGCCAAGGUGACCAAGACCAAGGCGCCCAAGGUGGACGUCGUCAAGGCGCCCAAGAAGGAUGCACCCAAGAAGGCAGGCAAGAAGGCUACGAAGGAAGCCACGACUGAGGUGACGACGACGGCCGCCAAGUCGGCCAAGUUUGGCCAGAGCUGGAGCAAGAAGGAGGACAAGAAGCUCAUCGCUGCCGUCAAAGAGCAGGGCAAGGGCCAUCAGGCCAACUGGAAGCUCGUGGCCAAGAGCGUGCCGGGUCGCACGGCCGGCGCGUGCCAAGGCCGCUGGAACACCGAGCUCGACCCGCUCGUGGACCGUAGCCCGUGGACGGCAGAGCUCGACGCGAAGCUCCUCGAGCUCUUCAAGGACGCGGCGUACGACUCGUGGAGCAAGCGCGGUGCGGCGCUUGUCGAGGGCAUGAAGUCGGCGAGCGGCGAGGCCAUGCGCCGAUCGGGCGCCGACUGCUCGAGCCGCUACGCCAAGCUCACCAAGGCCGACAAGAAGAAGAAGGCCAAGACGACCGAGCCGGCGACUGCCGCCGCAGUUUCGUGGGACGACGAGACUGAGGCGCCCGAGGCCGACUUGAGUGCGAUUGCGGUCCCGGCGGCUGCCAAGCUCACGCGCAACCAAGCCAACCGCGCGCGUCGUGUUGAGCGCCGUCGCAAGGCGGGCGCCGCUGCCGCCGAGGCCAAGAAGGCGGCCGCGGCCCUGGAAGCCGAGAACGAAAACGACCAUGAACAGCCGGAACCCACGAAGCGCAAGUUCAAAGACGUCGCGGGCAACAAGAAGCCUUUCAAGAAGGGCCCGCCGACCAAGAAGUUCAAGAAGCACUAAGUUCAUUUCUUAUCACUAACUACUUAUCCAUUAGACACGGCUACCC
Molecule: messenger RNA, 1000 nt
Organism: Saprolegnia parasitica CBS 223.65
Lineage: Eukaryota; Oomycota; Saprolegniomycetes; Saprolegniales; Saprolegniaceae
Exons: 1
Coding region: 1-954 (317 amino acids)
Source: RefSeq, a predicted model, not a curated record